AUGAUAUGGAAAAAACAUUUUUUCAAGGAAACCUGCUGCCAAUGUGGUGCUCCAGACACAGAAAUCCAAAAUGAGGAGCUGGAGAAGAGAGGAAAAGUAAGGAAAAGAAAGAAGAAAACUGAAAAUAAACGAGUGGUCAUCUCCAAUUUGCCCUUUGGAAGCAAGAAGUGGAAGGAAAAUCCAAACAGAUACUAUGACUCCAAUGAAAUUAAGACCACAAAAUAUACCAUCUUAACUUUCCUCCCUAAAAAUAUCUAUGAGCAGUUUCACCGCUUCGCCAAUAUUUAUUUUGUGUUCAUUGCACUGCUGAAUUUUGUGCCAGUGGUGAAUGCUUUCCAACCAGAGGUGUCUGUGAUCCCAAUUUGUGUUAUAAUGGCCAUUACAGCCAUUAAAGAUGCUUGGGAGGACUUCCGGAGGUAUAAAUUAGACAAAGAAAUUAAUCAUAUGAGAUGCUUCAUUUACAGCAGGGAGGAACAUGCUUACGUGGAGAAGUGCUGGAAAGAUGUCAGAGUGGGAGACUUUGUGCAGCUGCAGUGUAAUGAGGUCAUCCCAGCAGAUAUCCUGCUGCUCUACUCCUCCGAUCAGAAUGGGAUCUGCCACCUGGAAACUGCCAACCUUGAUGGGGAGACCAACCUCAAACAGCGCCAGGUUGUGAUGGGGUUCAGCAUCCAGGAUACUGUGUAUGAACCAGAAUUUUUCCAAAACACCAUAAUCUGCGAAAUGCCAAACAAUGAUCUCAGUAAAUUCAAAGGCUAUAUGGAGCUGCCAAACCAUGAACAGGUAUGUCUCAACAUUGAAAACCUCUUGCUUCGUGGAUGUACUAUCAGAAAUACUGAGGCUGCAGUAGGAAUUGUUAUAUAUGCAGGUCAUGAAACAAAGGCUAUGCUGAAUAACAGCGGUCCUCGUUACAAGCGCAGCAGGCUAGAGCAGCGGAUGAAUAUGGAUAUUUUCAUGUGUGUGGGACUCCUGUUUGUGAUGUGCCUUGUUGGAGCUGUAGGGCAUGGCAUUUGGACAGGAAACUUCAGGGAGCAUCCACCUUAUAAUGUCCCAGAUAGGAAUGGCAAUUUUGUGUCUCCAGUUCUUGCUGGUUUCUACAUGUUCCUGACAAUGAUAAUCCUGUUGCAGAUUUUAGUCCCCAUAUCUCUUUAUGUGUCAAUUGAGUUGGUCAAGCUGGGCCAAGUCUUCUUAAUUCACAAUGACCUUGACCUGUAUGAUGAAGAAGCAGAUUUGCCCAUCCAGUGUCGUGCCCUCACUGUUACUGAAGACCUUGGACAAAUCCAGUAUAUAUUCUCAGACAAAACUGGGACACUAACAGAAAACAAAAUGGUAUUCCGACGCUGCACUGUUGAUGGAAUUGAGUUUUCUCAUCAGGAAAAUGACAGGCGGCUGAAAACACAAAAGGAGCUGGAUUUAGACAAUGAGGAUUUUGCAAAACUCCAGAAUUACACUCUUCCUCCCAUGAAUCUUGAGAGAUCAGCCACUUAUAAACACAGCACCAUAAGACCUUUGAGGAGGUGCCAGAGCGACCAGGCGCGUUUUCAGGGGCACAGAAGGAACAGGUCAGUCGGUCGACGCGACAGCAACGGGUCUCAAGUGGCAUUCAGCAGCCCCAUUGAAAAGGACGUGAUUCCUGACAGCAGGCUGCUGAGGCGAGUGCGGGAGUCUGCCCUCCAGACUGAAAAUUUUUCUCCUUUUUUGCAUAAGAAGACUUCCACAUCCUUUACUGACUUUUUUCUUGCUCUUGCCAUUUGCAAUACAGUUCUGGUUUCCACAGCUACUGAGCCAAGACAAAGGGUCACAAUCCCACCACCAAUAAAAUCUUCAGGAAUCACCCUGGAGAGAAUUCAUCAGAUAUUUCAAAGGCUAAAAUUAGCAAGCCUUAGUCAAUCUUUUUCAUCAUCUCAGUCUAGUUCACACCUUGGUGCCAGCUUCAGUGCAAAGAACACUGAGGAACCUCUUGCUGUGCUGGAGAGUUGUGACAAUGAAACCAACUGUUCUGCCAGCAGUAGCGGCCAGGAACUCCAGGACAAGGGCAGUAUAGAUAUUGGUACUGCUUCCUUGGAUGAAGUUUUUGGGUCUGCAACUAACAGGUCUCCACCAACAGACUUUUGUUACGAGGCUGAGAGCCCCGAUGAAGCAGCCCUUGUCUAUGCUGCCCGUGCCUACGGCUUCAUUCUUGUGUCCCGGACACCUGAACAGGUCACUGUGCAGCUGCCACAGGGCACGCUCCUGACCUUUGAUAUCCUCUACACUUUGGGAUUUGACUCAGUCCGGAAAAGGAUGUCUGUAGUGGUGAGACACCCUCUAACCAAGGAGAUUGUUGUCUACACAAAAGGUGCUGACUCUGUAAUAAUGGACCUGUUGGACAGCUCUGCCGAAGGCGACAUUAGCACAAAGAGACUGAAAAGAAUAAAAGAGAGAACACAGAAGCAUCUGGACUACUAUGCCCAUGAUGGACUGCGAACUCUGUGCAUAGCUAAGAAGGUCUUGAAUGAAGAUGACUUUCAAAAAUGGGACAAUUUUCGUCGGGAGGCAGAGGCUGCGAUUGACAACAGAGAGGAGCUGUUAAUAGAGACCGCACAGCAUCUGGAGACCAAAUUCACCCUGCUAGGAGCAACAGGGAUUGAAGAUCGCCUGCAAGAUGGAGUACCUGACACUAUUGUGUCUCUCAGAGAAGCUGGGAUAAAAAUUUGGGUGUUGACAGGAGACAAACAGGAGACAGCAGUUAACAUUGCAUACUCCUGUAAACUUCUGAACCAAAGGGACACUGUCUUCACCAUUAACACUGAAAAUAAGGAAACUUGUGAAUCUCUCUUGAAUUUAACCCUGGAAGAGGUGAAGAAGAAUUACGAGUGCAACAAACUGAAGAGGAAAUUUUUUGGCAUCAUCCCAUUGUCUUUUUCAGUGUCUGAGACCCCCAGCCCCGAGUUUGGGUUGGUGAUUGAUGGCCAGACACUGAAUAUCAUCUUCCAGGGAGGGCUGGAGGAGAAGUUCCUGGAGCUGACACAGCACUGCCGCUCUGUGCUCUGCUGCCGCUCCACUCCUCUGCAGAAGAGCAUGGUGGUCAAGCUCAUCCGGAGGCAGCUGAAAGUGAUGACCCUGUCCAUAGGGGAUGGUGCAAACGAUGUAAGUAUGAUUCAAGCAGCUGAUGUUGGAAUUGGAAUAUCUGGCCAAGAAGGCAUGCAGGCUGUGAUGGCCAGUGACUUUGCAAUAUCCCGAUUUAAGCAUCUCAAAAAGCUCCUUCUUGUCCACGGACAUUGGUGCUAUGCUCGCCUGGCAAAGAUGGUGACUUACUUUCUCUACAAAAAUGUGUGCUACGUCAACCUGCUCUUCUGGUACCAGUUCUUCUGUGGCUUCUCAGGCAGCACCAUGGUAGAUUACUGGCAGAUGAUUUUUUUCAACCUCUUCUUUACCUCAGUGCCCCCUCUUCUCUUUGGAGUCCUUGAUAAAGAUGUUUCUGCAGAAACACUCCUACGUCUGCCUGAGCUGUACAAGAAUGGACAAAACUCAGAGAUAUACAACUUCUCAACUUUUAUUAUUACAAUGUUGGAUGCCUUCUAUCAAAGCCUCAUUUGCUUCUUUGUCCCCUAUUUGAUGUACAAAGACUCUGACAUAGAUGUGUUUUCCUUUGGAAACCCCAUCAACACCAUCUCCCUCCUGACCAUUCUCUUGCACCUGGCUCUAGAAAUGAAGACAUGGACUGUGCUGCAGCUGGUGACAAUGAUCUGCAGUGUGGCUUUAUACGUCAUCUUCUCGGUGAUCUACAGCGCCGUCUGCCUGGUCUGCAACCCUCCCACCAACCCUUACUGGAUUAUGGAGAGACAGCUCAAAGACCCUGUCUUCUAUUUACUGUGCCUUAUUACCCCUGUCAUCGCUCUCUUACCGAGGCUCUUUAUUUUUUCUCUACGAGGAACCUUUGGAGCAUCUCUUAUUUUGAAAGCACAGCAAGUAGAUAAACUUCCAAAGGGGCAACAGGAUCUUGAAAUCCAGAAACUAAGAUCAAGAAAAGAAGCUACUUCUGGUGCACCUGUGGCAUCACCUGCAUCUAAUGAUGACCUUGACCAAAGCACCAGCCACUUAUGUGUGUCACCAUUUCUACAUCCAGCAGCAGCCCUGUCUCACAGGGACAGAGAAGAUCAGGGAGUUUCUGGCUCUGAUCCUCUUGGGAGAAAGAUACAUGAGGAAGGCUAUUACUUCUUUAAUAGGUGGGCAGAGGAAGAAUCUGCUGCUACCGAUUCUUCAGCAGGGCCUUUCUUUGGUCAUCAUCCCCUUGUACCCAGCAGGGAAACAGCUCCUGGGCAGGAUGGUGGCAAACUGACUAAAGAUUAUCCCAAAAACUUUAAUUUCAGAAGCCACCGACGGUCACUGAGUGCAGUGACACUCUGA
Molecule: messenger RNA, 4386 nt
Organism: Cinclus cinclus
Lineage: Eukaryota; Metazoa; Chordata; Aves; Passeriformes; Cinclidae
Gene: ATP10B
Product: ATPase phospholipid transporting 10B (putative)
Exons: 21
Coding region: 1-4386 (1461 amino acids)
Biological process (GO): phospholipid translocation
Cellular component (GO): plasma membrane
Molecular function (GO): ATP hydrolysis activity; ATPase-coupled intramembrane lipid carrier activity; magnesium ion binding
Source: RefSeq, a predicted model, not a curated record